CCGAAGCCGGAAGCGGCUGCUGUCGGAAGUACCGGGCGAGCUAUCUGGUACUGGCCGGCCGGGGGAUGGCUCAGGACGCGGAGCUGGAGAACCGCAGUGGGUGGCCGUGGCGGUGGCUGCCGGCGCUGCUGCUCCUGCAGCUGCUGCGGUGGAAGUGCGCCCUGGGCGCGCUCCCCUUCACCAGCAGUCGGCAAACAGGCUUUGCAGACCUGCUGUCGGAGCAGCAACUGCUGGAGGUGCAGGACUUGACCCUGACUCUGCUGCAGGGCGGAGGUCUGGGGCCGCUGUCACUGCUACCUCCGGACCUACCGGAUCUGGAGCCCGAGUGCCGGGAGCUGCUGAUGGACUUCGCCAAUAGCAGCGCCGAGCUGACCGCCUGUAUGGUGCGCAGCGCUCGGCCCGUGCGCCUCUGCCAGACCUGCUACCCGCUCUUCCAACAGGUCGCAAUCAAGAUGGACAACAUCAGCCGAAACGUCGGGAAUGCCUCCGAGAGCCAGCGCUGUGCCGGAAGUCUCCUGACGGCAGACAGGAUGCAGAUAAUCCUGAUGGUCUCUGAGUUUUUCAACAGCACGUGGCAGGAGGCGAACUGCGCAAAUUGCUUGACAAACAAUGGUGAGGAUUUGUCAAAUAACACAGAGGACUUCCUCAGUCUGUUUAACAAGACUUUGGCCUGCUUUGAGCAUAACCUGCAGGGGCGCACAUACAGUCUCCUACCACCAAAAAAUUACUCCGAAGUGUGCAGGAACUGUAAAGAGGCAUAUACAAACCUGAGCCUCCUGUACAGCGAAAUGCAGAAGAUGAACGGACUUCAGAACACGGCCGAGCCUGGGGCGCACUUGUGCAUCGAUGUGGAAGACGCGAUGAACAUUACUCGAAAGCUUUGGAGUCGAACCUUCAACUGUUCGAUCACCUACAGCGACACGGUGUCUGUGGUCGCGGUGUCUGUGUUUAUUCUCUUCCUGCCGGUUGUCUUCUACCUUAGUAGCUUCCUUCACUCAGAGCAAAAGAAACGCAAACUCAUCCUACCCAAACGUCUCAAGUCAAGCACCAGUUUUGCCAACAUUCAAGAAAAUUCCACCUGAGGCCUGCACAGGGGACGUGGCCUCUGUGUCAUCCCAGUAAGUGGUUAGACACAGCACAGUUGAGGAGAAGUGAGCCAGGUCGGACAAGCCGCGUGCUCAUGAACUGCUGGGGCUGUGGACCUGUAAUUUAUGCUGAAUAAGGGUUCUCAAAUUCCCUUUUCCUGAGCACCCCCUUUUUGAAGACUUCUGUUUGAUUGUUUUUUUUUUUAAUUUCAAACAUAGCAAUGUUACAUAUUUUAAGGUAUAUCUGUUACAGUAGCAAGUGAGGACUGGAUUGUUUGUUUGCUUGUUUGUUUUGCAGACAUGUGAAUGACUACGUGACACUUCUGAUAUAUCUGAUAUAUAUAUUACCAGAAGUACACAAAACAGAAACAGCUGAGGUCUGCCAUUUACACAUUAGUCAUUUGAGAAAGAAACAUACUUGCCAAAUGGUAGCAGGCUCAGUGAUUAACUUAAAUGAAUUCCUAUUGCAGUAUUGCUAUAUGUAUAUACAUAUGCAUAGACAUACAUAUGUAUAUGUAUAUAUGUAAUGUAUAUUUAAUAUAUCAUACAUUAAAAUAAUGUUCUCUAGUUCCCUGAAGUCACUUUUGAAACCACUAAUACAUUUUUAACAGUUUUCAGAAAGCGAUGCCACAUUAUACAUUUAUCUUUGUUAAAGGUUUACAAUAACUGGGUUUCUAACAUGACUUUUAUAAACACUGUUUUACAUCUUAUUUUCGCCUUUAUUUUGUAAGUAAUUUAAAAUCACUGGACUGCUUAAUUGUCUUUGAGGACAUGAUGGAUUAUGUCAGCGGAUUUGCAUUGUGAAUUUCAUUAAGUUAUUUGGUAACUUAUAACUUAUUUGGCAACUUUGUAACUUAUUAGUAGUUUAAGUCAAUUGUAGCCCAAGUGUGUCAGCUGUGUUUAAAUUUGUGAUUUUUAAUGAAAAUUUUAUCUUGGACUAUUUGGAGAUUUGGGGGAGAGGCAAAGGGCAAAUCUGAGAACUUAAAAUUCAGAAAAUAGACAAGGACCUGACGAGUGUUCGCUUCAGGACAGCAGGUGGCUCACACUGGAGAUGGAUCGGGUGACAGGCUCACACAGGAAGCCCCUCAGUUAAGGCACCCCCCCCCCCAGCUAUGGGAAGGAUGAAGGUCGCAUGACUAAAAUGAAAUUACACAUCUCACUACUUCUGCUUUGGAAUAUUUCUAGCAACCUUUGAAACAAUGCGUGCUUCAGUCUUUCAGUUUUAUUUCUCAAUAUGAAGAAGUUGAUGGUUUCGUUGGUUAGUUUGGUAGAAAAGAGUUUUGUUUUAAAGGCUGUGAAUGGAAAGGCUCUUCAGGUGCAGGGCGAAUAAAAUGUGAAUCCCUUCACAGACGGCGGUUGCUCUAGAGGGAGACAGGAGUGUUUGGGUAUUCUUGUAUGUUUACCACAUAAGCAGAGUGUGAGAGCAGGCUCGUCCCCAAGUGUGUCACAUGGGGUGUGUGACAGUCAGAGGAUGCUGUGAUCCACGAGAUGUGCUGUCACUGUUCCUGCGGCUGUGACUAAGGGCGCUGUCUUGAUUUAAAGCACAUGGUUGAGGACCUUCGAAAGCUAUCUUCAUCGAAACAUAUAAAGCCUGCUUACCUGUGCGAAGUUAUCAAAGUGGCCGAUUUAACCUGUGAGUAGCGACUCCGCGGGCACCUCUCACUACUGUGUGUACAAACCACUCAAGCCGGUGGGCACUUUAACAAGCCAGCCAGCCCAGUUCCUGAUCAGGGCCCAGCUCUCUAAAAGUUGCAUCAGAAACAAAUUUGAAAAUGUGAUGAAGAACUUCAUCUUAUGGUCAUAUGAAAAAUGUAUAUGCUUCUGAAUCCUGACACAUACCUGUUUUUCCUUAUUCUUUACAAUAAAAGAAAUAACAAGGAAAAUUGUAA
Molecule: messenger RNA, 2974 nt
Organism: Apodemus sylvaticus (European woodmouse)
Lineage: Eukaryota; Metazoa; Chordata; Mammalia; Rodentia; Muridae
Gene: Ostm1
Product: osteoclastogenesis associated transmembrane protein 1
Exons: 6
Coding region: 66-1082 (338 amino acids)
Biological process (GO): osteoclast differentiation
Cellular component (GO): cytosol
Source: RefSeq, a predicted model, not a curated record